AUGGCCGACUCAACCAAUCCUGAUACCACUCGAGUCGUUGACUCGAAAAAAGUAUGGACAACUCUUAUAACAAACACAGCUUAUCUCUCCGGCCUUCUCACCCUAGACUACUCUCUCAAAAAGCAUGGCUCUGAGUACCCUCUCCUUGCUCUAUAUACCGACACAUUUCCUCCAGAAGGUCACCGCGCUCUCGAGAUCCGUAAAAUCCCCAAGAAGCGAGUCAAAUACCUCCUUCCCGCCGUCCACAAAGAUUUUACCAACGACCCUCGCUUCUAUGACUGCUGGAGCAAGCUCACACCCUUUUCCCUAGAGGAGUAUGACAGGGUUGUCCAGCUGGACAGCGACAUGAUGGUGAUGAGGAAUAUGGAUGAGCUUAUGGAAAUUGAGCUCGACGCUCCUGAAAGUGAGGGGAAAGGGAACAGGGUGUUUGCGGCUAGUCAUGCUUGUGUUUGCAAUCCGAAGAAGAAGCCGCAUUAUCCUAAGGAUUGGACCCCAGAGAACUGUGCCUACACCUCACAACACGACCACCCCGAUGCCGCCCAAACUCAAGGCGCCUCUUCUACUUCAGGCUUAGGCAUUCCCAACGGCGGUCUCCAAGUCGUCAAUCCCUCCAAAACCCUCUACGACCUCAUCCAAGAACGCAUGGCUUCAGACAGCGCGGUCAUGAACUACGAAUUCGCAGACCAAUCGCUCCUCUCCGACCUCUUUUCAGGCAGAUGGGUCGCCCUACCAUACACUUACAAUGCAUUAAAGACCUCUCGUGAAACACACGCACCGAUCUGGAGGGACGAUGAGGUGAAGAACAUGCAUUACUUACUUAGCCCAAAGCCUUGGGAUGAGAAAUUGGGGGAAGAGAGUAAUCCAACGCACAGGUGGUGGAUCGAGGCGAAUAUGGAGAGACUAAGGGAGGAAAAGCAGAGAGGUAACUCCCCGGGCUACAUCAUGGCUCUACCCAGAUCAAUACGACGGACAUCUCCUAUAACCCUGAUAUUGGCAGCUGUACUGUCCUUCGGCUUCCUCGUCUUCCUCUUUGCUCCAUCGUCCAAUUCAGGUGCAGUCUCGACCGCCAAGCGAAAAAUCGCCAAUGCCGCCGCUCAUCCUCUAUCACCUCCCACCGCUCCAUUCGUAAAGCCAGAUGCCUCGCUCAAUGGCCUGAGCAAACCGCCGCCGGUCGUCCAUUACCACCUUAACAAUGUCACGACCACCGCCGACCCUAUCGGCAACCAAGAAACCGUCCUCAUCCUUACACCUCUCGCUCGAUUCUAUCAGGGCUACUGGAACAACCUCCUCGCACUCUCAUACCCACACUCUCUGAUCGCGCUUGGUUUCAUCAUCCCUAAAACCAAGGAAGGCCAUACUGCAACCGCGGCACUACAAGCUGCCAUAGCAACCACUCAACAAGGCCCAGAAGGCAAGCGGUUUGCAAGCGUGACAAUCCUGAGGCAAGACUUUGAUCCGCCAAUUUCUUCACAAGACGAGUCAGAGAGGCAUAAGAAGGAGAAUCAAAAGGCGCGGCGAGCGGCCAUGUCCCGAGCUCGAAACUCACUUUUAUUCACGACCCUUGGUCCUUCCACCUCUUGGGUUCUAUGGCUGGAUGCUGACAUUGUCGAGACACCUCCAACAUUGAUACAAGACCUAGCUUUCCAUGACAAACCUGUACUUGUGCCGAAUUGCUUCCAAAGAUUUACCAAUGAAGAAAACAAGCCCGACACAAGGCCAUACGACUACAAUUCGUGGCAGGAUAGUCAGGUAGCUGCAGAUAUGGCGAGGGAUAUGGGACCGGAAGAUAUUAUUUUCGAAGGCUACGCGGAUGUUGCGACAUAUAGAACAUUGAUGGCUAUGACAGCAGACAGGUCAGAGACUCGAAAUCAGCAGGCCAUAAUACCACUAGAUGGUGUUGGAGGUACGGCACUUUUGGUAAAGGCAGAAGUACAUCGAGACGGAGCCAUGUUCCCACCAUUUCCAUUCUACCACCUAAUAGAGACGGAGGGUUUCGCAAAGAUGGCGAGAAGAUUAGGUUGGGGAUGUUUUGGUCUACCGAAUUAUUUCGUAUACCACUAUAACGAGUAG
This is a messenger RNA of Letharia columbiana, 2070 nucleotides long. RefSeq lists its product as uncharacterized. Gene Ontology annotation, cellular component: mannan polymerase complex. Lineage: Eukaryota; Fungi; Ascomycota; Lecanoromycetes; Lecanorales; Parmeliaceae. The record is from RefSeq and is a predicted model, not a curated record. Gene Ontology annotation, biological process: cell wall mannoprotein biosynthetic process; protein N-linked glycosylation. The transcript is spliced from 5 exons. Bases 1 to 2070 code for a protein of 689 amino acids. Gene Ontology annotation, molecular function: alpha-1,6-mannosyltransferase activity.